UGGCUGCUCUGCCGGCGACUCUGUAGAGCCGGUUUGACAGGGCAAACAAAGAUGGUGGCUCCUGUGAUAGGGUUCUCCGCGGUGGAGGCCUCCCGCGGGAAGCGAGCCGCCCUCUCCAUCGCUCUGGUGGCCGCUGUGGUGGGGCUGCCCCUUUGGUGGAAGACGACCGAGACAUACCGAGCCACCCUGCCCUACUCGGACAUCAGUCAGCUGGGCUACCUGCAGCUUCAGCUCACUGUGCCUGUUGAGGUGGUGUUUUCUAAAGGAACACUGACUGCUGAGCAACAAAGGAGAAUCCCAGCUUCUGAUUCAAACGAAAAGGAGAUGGUAUUAAAUGCUCACACCAGUUUUAGCACCCGCUAUGAGUUCAAGUACAGAAGAACAAGUAUUGAGGAAGAUGAAGUACUCUCUCUGCUGAGUUUACAAGAAGCAGAUGAAGCUCUCCAGCAGUUCAGUAAAGGAACCCAGGGAUCCCUGUCUCUGUUUAUUGUAACAGAAACCACUCACCUUUUCCCACAGGGGGUCACGGUCUACAUUGGCAAGCAUAGAAGAUCAUUCGUUAAACUCACACUGGACCCUUCGCUAUCCACGGAAGAAAUCCGCCAUACAUUGUAUCGUAAAGUAGAGCACAUUAUUCACACCAUGUCCAUCACUGAGGAGGCUGUCACUGCCUCGCUGUCUGAUAGGAUCUCCAUUGGUCGGUUCAAUAAAGAUGACUUUGAGAGCAGCAGAAGAGCAUUAAAGUCCAGCCCAGGUUAUGAAAUCACAUUCACCCUUCUCAACCCAGAUCCAAAAUCUCAUGACUUAAACUGGAAUAUAAGCUCUGCCUCAGACCAUUCUAUCCAGCCGUUCGUUCCUGGACAAGUUGCAGCCUGUAGCCAACUUCUCUGUAGACUCUCAGAUUCUGUAUUAUGCUGUCCUUGGAGUCAAUCCUCGAUUUGACAAGGAAACCUCAAGCUACAUCCUAAAUGCACACAACCUGCCCCAUGUCAUCAAUCCUGUAGAGGCCAGACUUGGUUCCAGUGCUGCCUCUCUGUACCCUGUACUCAACUUUUUACUCUACGUCCCGGAGUAUUUUCACUCUCCCCUCUACAUUCAGAACAAAGAUGGCAGGAGGGUACCCAGUAAUGCAUUUCACAGCCCCCGUUGGGGUGGUAUCAUGGUAUAUAAUAUGUGAACUAUGGGAAUCUGGAGGAGCUGGAAUUUCCAGUACAUGUUAAUAUUGACAUGAUAUCAGUCAUGGAGGUUUUUCUGACACAGUUACGGCUUCUUUUAGGUAUAUCAAAAAGUAUAUGUGCCUGCCAGCUAUCAGCUGGAAAAUCCAGGCAAUGAAGGACUGACUGACUGGGAGUUAGAUAAGCUUCUCUGGACAAGAGCUGUGGAAAACAUUGCUACAGUCACUACCACAUUGACCUCCUUGGCUCAGCUACUGGAUCAGAUUGGGAACAUUGUCAUCAAUGACAAUGUAGCCUCGGAGGUAUAUCAUGCAGUGUCGUCUGUUCAAAUUGCACUGUCUGAACUGGAAGCUGGCAGGCUGGAGAAUGCUUUUAAAGCAAGCAAAGAAGCCAUUACUUCUUCAGAGAAGGCUUUCUUUGACCCUUCCCUGCUUCACCUCUUGUAUUUCCCAGAUGACCAGAAAUUUGCCAUUUAUAUUCCUCUGUUCUUGCCCAUGGCUGUCCCUAUCUUACUGUCUCUGCUGAAGAUAGCUAAGGAAUACAAGUCAAGCAAGAAGGAAGCCACCAAAACGGACUGA
This is a messenger RNA of Staurois parvus, 1753 nucleotides long. NCBI's taxonomy places the organism in Eukaryota, Metazoa, Chordata, Amphibia, Anura, Ranidae. The record is from the annotation of a GenBank genome assembly.